This is a messenger RNA of Zymoseptoria tritici IPO323, 1947 nucleotides long. RefSeq lists its product as uncharacterized. Lineage: Eukaryota; Fungi; Ascomycota; Dothideomycetes; Mycosphaerellales; Mycosphaerellaceae. Gene Ontology annotation, biological process: pyrimidine ribonucleotide biosynthetic process; 'de novo' pyrimidine nucleobase biosynthetic process. Gene Ontology annotation, molecular function: dihydroorotate dehydrogenase activity. The transcript has 2 exons. Gene Ontology annotation, cellular component: mitochondrial inner membrane; cytoplasm. Bases 148 to 1947 code for a protein of 599 amino acids. The record is from RefSeq and is a predicted model, not a curated record.
AGUGCGGCGAAGGAUGCUGCGGAGUCGGCGAAGAAUGCUGGGAGGACGCUUGAGCGAGAGACGAAAGCUGUUUCGGAGGAUGCUGCGGAGAGCGUUGAGGGUGCUGCGAAGACUUUGCAACGGGAGACUGCGGCUGAUGCGGAGGCUAUGAAGGCUACUGCUAAGAGUGCUGCUCGUGAGACGGAGGCUGCUGCUAAGGACGCUGCGGAGAGCGUUGAGGGUGCUGCGAAGACGUUACAACGCGAGGCGACGGCUGACGCUGAGGCUGCGAAGGACGCCGCGAAGACUGCUGCACGCGAAACGGAAUCUGCUGCAAAGAACGCCGCCCGCGAAACCGAGUCCGCCGCAACCGAUGCCGCAGAGACCGCGAAGACAGCCGCUCAAGCGACGAAAGACGCUGCCGUGGACACCGCUCGCUCAGCUGCAGACAAAGCAGAGACCGCCGCGAAGGUAGCUACCUACGGCGCCACUUCAGCCGGCAGCAAGAUCAUCGCCUGGAUCUACGGUACCGGAGUCGUGCUCCUCCUCUCCUUUGGCUUCCUCUACGUGACCGACACUCGCGCCAGCAUCCACCAAUACGUCGUCGUUCCGUUCCUUCGCUACGUCCACGCCGAUCCUGAAGAGGCGCAUCACGCGGGAAUUCGAUACAUCAAAGCUCUCUACGAUUUCGGCCUUGCUCCGAGGGAAAGAGGUGACAUGGAUAAGAAGCUUGGAGACUUGCAGAUUGAAGUCUUUGGACACGUCUUGGACAACCCGAUUGGAACGUCCGCGGGGAUCGAUAAGAAUGCUGAGGUCCCGGAUGCAUUGUUCUCGCUUGGACCAGCGAUCGUGGAAGUCGGAGGUGUGACGCCUUUGCCGCAGGAGGGCAACCCGAAGCCGAGAGUGUUCCGCAUUCCCAGCCAGAAUGCGUUGAUCAACCGGUAUGGAUUGAAUUCGGAAGGAGCGGAACAUGUUGCCAUGCAAUUGAGGGAGAGAGUGCGGAUGUUCGCAUAUCAUAAUGGACUGGGACUGGGCAAGGAGGCGGAAGACAUGGUGCUGAAUGGAGAGGCGCAAGUGCCUCCGGGCAGUCUGGUACCCGGGAAGAUGCUGCUUGUGCAAAUGGCGAAGAACAAAAUCACACCAGAUGGUGACAUUGAAGCGAUCGCGAGGGACUAUACAUUCUGCGUUGAGCACUUGGCCAAGUACGCCGACGUGCUGGUCGUCAACGUCAGUUCGCCGAAUACACCAGGACUGAGGGACUUGCAAGCUGUGGGACCUUUGACGAGAAUCCUGGGAGCUGUGGUUGACUCAGCAAACGCGUGUGAACGUAAGACCAAGCCAAAGGUGAUGGUGAAGGUAUCGCCAGAUGAGGACAGCGAGGAGCAGAUUGAGGGUAUCUGCGCGGCGGUAUGGGCGAGCGGUGUCGAUGGAGUGAUCGUAGGCAACACAACGAAGAAGAGGCCGGACACGAUACCGAAAGGAUACGAACUUCCAGAGGAGGAGGUGAGGCUGCUCACUGAAGUUGGUGGAUAUUCUGGCCCGCAAAUGUUCGAACGUACACUCAGUCUUGUGGGAAGAUAUCGGUCGAAGCUGGAUCAAGGUCCUCAAGACGAAGCUGAAGAUGCAGGCGAGGAGGGAUCGACGCGAGAUGUGGCCGAGAGCGCGUUGAAGAUGGUCACACAUACUGGUGGAACUCCGGACGAGCGAAGUGAGGAACUGUCGGCAUCGGGAUCAUCUACUCCAGCAGGAAAGAAGACCAAGGCGACGAAGAAAGAGGAUCUUCAACCCAAAGUCAUCUUCGCGACGGGCGGCAUCACCAACGGCGAACAAUGUUUGCAGAUUUUGAAUGCGGGCGCGAGUGUGUGUCAGGUGUAUACGGCGAUGAUGUAUGGUGGGGUGGGGACUGUGACGAGGAUGAAGGGGGAGAUGAGGAGGGAGAUGAGAGCCCAAGGGGAGAAGAAGAAUUAA